CGGCAACUUUAUUAAGUCGCGUUCGCAAUUUUUUUGGCACGUCACAGCCGCGUCAUCAUGUCUCCGUGUCUGCUUUUAUCGUUCGGGAUUUAAUAUAUUUGGCAUUAUCACAUCUUAUCGAAACGUUUUUAUGUGGACUGUAAAGUUUAGACUGUUGAGGAUAAAAAUUUAAGAUGGAGUUGUUAAGGCAGGUGUCUCAUACACAGUUCCUGUUCCCCGCAGCAGCUGUGGCGGUUGUUUUAGUAUGCGCAGCUCUCGUAUUUAUAUUCGGUUUCCACACGGCGGAGCAGCCCCAAUUCGACAAGCUACCGCUGGUCGUGGACGAUAGGAAAUCGUCCAAUAAGAAAAGAAAAACCAAGGAGAAGACUUCUCCUAACCGCAUUUCAAAUGAUGAUGCAAAGUCAAAGAGCGAAAGUGCUAAAAAAUCACCAGUGAAGGAGAAAAAAGAAGAGAAAGUGAAAGAUGUGGAAAAGCCCAAGCCCAAAGAGAAGGUCGAAGUUAAAGUCGCUAAGAAAGAAGCACCCGCUGAAGCUAAAAAGGGAAAGAAAAAGGCUGUAGUUGAUGCGGAGAAGCCAGCAGAUUUUGAUGAUGGCCUGUGGCAGGAGGUGCCAAAAAAGAGUGACAAGAAGAAAGUAAAGGGUCCAGAAGAGAAAGAUAAGAAGGAAAGUCCAUCUAAGAAGAAUAAGAAGAAAGUGAAAGAUGCAGACACUGAAGUUGCCCAGCCUGAACAGAAGGAAGAGGCUAUUGAGACCAUCAGGGUGCUGAGUGCAGAGGGCCCGGAAGUAGAUGAGGACUCUGCUAGAGCUUUGCAGGCUCAGGUUGAAGAGCUCCAGAGAGUCCUUAAGGAGGCAGAACUCCGUGACCAGGCUCUGCUCGGCACCACUGAUGAAGAUGACGGCACAGAGAAUGAACUAACCGAAGUCAAGGAUCUCAGGAGCAACAAGAAGAUGGAAAACAAAGAGAAACAGAUCAAGAAGAAGGCUAGUGAGGCACCCACUGUAGCCAAAUCUGUGAAGGCAGAAGAGAAGGAGAGUCCUGAUACUUCAGAGAAACAAGAUUACAAACCGGCCGGCCCAGUUUUUGAUGAACUUGGAGAUACUUGGUCAGAUGCGAAAGUAUCUAAAAAGGGCAAAAAGAAGGCGCGCAAAGAGUGAGGUUUGACAUGGUCCGGGGCACUCCCGCUAGCUCAAUGCCAUUCACAUCACUCCUAAAACUACAAAUGUGAACACAAUGAUGAAUUGCCAAAUAAGUACAUACAUUACUGUUUGGUCCAUACU
Messenger RNA from Maniola jurtina (meadow brown), 1277 nucleotides. Its product is annotated as coiled-coil domain-containing protein 124-like. The transcript is spliced from 5 exons. The coding region runs from base 174 to 1154 and encodes 326 amino acids. NCBI's taxonomy places the organism in Eukaryota, Metazoa, Arthropoda, Insecta, Lepidoptera, Nymphalidae. The record is from RefSeq and is a predicted model, not a curated record.